Molecule: messenger RNA, 7104 nt
Organism: Triplophysa dalaica
Lineage: Eukaryota; Metazoa; Chordata; Actinopteri; Cypriniformes; Nemacheilidae
Gene: arhgap21b
Product: Rho GTPase activating protein 21b
Biological process (GO): signal transduction
Molecular function (GO): protein binding
Source: RefSeq, a predicted model, not a curated record
GCUGCGCGCGCGCGCGCGUGUUGAGUUGGACCGGGAAUAGGAAAACUUUCUCACUGUUAUUAUCCAUCAAAAACAUUCGGAACUGGGAUAUAACGCGAACUCUCCCUUCUGUGUUGAUGAAUUGACCGACUUUGUGAGAAUUUUCGUCCGCAAUGGGCGUUCACAACGUUACAUUAGCGCUUUAUUCCCAACAGGGUCAUUCACCCAUGCAUGUGAAAAAUGGGAUUGAGCUGGAUGUUAAAGUGUGAUUUAAGGAUAUUUCUCUGCAUGUGGACUGCAACGGUACUCCGGUGUUUCUGUGAAGUGAUAUGAUGGACACACAUUGGAGGACAGGAGAUGGCGAUGAGGAUGAUGAACUGAAUUAUGCUGUUGUAUCUGCAAACUGCGAGGAUGUGGCAGAUGAGGACGGUACUUCAAGAGUGCUCUUCCAGCCGGAGGAAGAGCCAUUUUCCUGGCCGGGGCCAAAGACGCUUCGAUUGCGCCGCACUUCACAAGGCUUUGGGUUCACUCUGCGUCACUUUAUUGUGUACCCACCGGAGUCAGCUGUACACUCAAAUUUUAAGGAUGAUGAUCAUGGGCCCAGAGGGAGACCGCGGAACAGACUGGAGCCUAUGGACACGAUAUUUGUGAAGCAGGUCAAAGAGGGAGGGCCCGCUCACAGUGCCGGACUCUGCACUGGAGACAGAAUAGUGAAAGUGAACGAUGAGAGCAUCAUUGGAAAGACGUACUCGCAGGUCAUUGGACUCAUCCAAAACAGUCAAACGUUUUUGGAAUUGUGUGUGAUGCCAAAAGAUGAAGAUAUUUUACAGCUGGCCUAUUCCCAGGAUGCCUACCUUAAGGGUCAUGACGCGUACAGUGGAAAUGCCCGCCAUAUCCCAGCGCCACCCCCUGUAUGUUACUCCCGAAUAGACUGCAAGCCCCCGGGGAUGGCCCAGCCCACUGAGACAUCAGCCCCGGGGGGUUUACCAUCCGAUUUAGGAUACCGUGUGGAGAUACCAGUACCCCCCUCGCCUCCACCACCGAUUCCAAAGACACAGACAGUGGUGUGCGUGUGUAAUGAAAGCGUUCGAACAGUGGUCGUACCUCCUGAUAUUCGUAUGGUUCAUAGGGGGGACUAUGGUCUUAUAGGUCCGGAUCCAAUGUUGAUCAGAGCCAGACCUGGUACUGUGUCUGGCGGUCGCUCGCCAUACCUCCACCCUCGCAAAGUUGACAUGUUCCCUUCAGGUUACCAUGGAGAUGCUUAUGCCAUUCCACCUACACACUAUUCGCCAGCAGCCCCUACUACACACCAAAACAUUGACUGGAGGACUUACCAGACGUACCGGGAAUAUAUCGAUAAUAAAGGUCUUCACACUUACAGUCGGACUAUUCAGGAGCGUUUGGAUAGCCUGCGAGCUGCCUCCCAAAGUGUCCACAGUGGGGCUCACUGUGGACCCCAACCUAACUGGGGGAAUAUUUUACGCCGCAGAAGCACAUCUCAUGAACGGGCUUACCAGGGCCCAUCUGUGCUUCCUCCACGCAGUGCCUCACAGGAUAGAAUGACCGGGGCAGAGAGAGCAGUCCAUGCCAGGGACUGGCCUCCUCGUAGCAUGUCCUCUGAUGGCCUCAUGCGGAAGCCCCUUGUUCAUUCGUCAGACUAUGUGGAACAUGGUGAAUUAGUUUCUGGAGCACAAUGGGCUGUAGUGGACCGGCAGCUGUAUGGCAGAUUAGACCAGAGGAGUCGCCCUAGUAGGCAGUCCCUCCCGCCACGGUCGGUCCUAUACCACCCUCCCACAGGGUAUGGAGUGAAUGUCAGAGGCGUUGCUGGCUUCCAUCAGCACAGCUCUAGAAUGGACAUCCCUCCAACCGCUGGUUUCCCAGAGCGCCCUCGCAAUGGUGCAAACCAGGCCAAAGAGCCUCCUCCCCCCAAAGACCAAAGCGGAAAUAUUCGUAUUUCUAAUUCUGCAUCAAGCCAAUCUAGAACUAGAGCUGAAACCAUGCAAAGCCCAGAAAUGGGGAACGACACUGCUGUGGGUCUCAGGUCAGCAUCAUGUUCUGCACCGCCCCCUAAGAGGCUACAGGGCGGGGCAUCUGCUCAGCGGACACACCCACGGGAUCUCAAAGGGUUAUCGAUAAAUGGGUCCAAUCUGGUUGAGGGCGUAGUCCUACGAGAGAAGCCCCCAAUAGGGAAGGGUACACCACAACCACUCCGCCACCCCUCAUACAUCCUUGCUGUGAAUGACACGGAUGGAUCUGAGCCAGCAGGGGGUGGUGUCUGCUGGUUGCCCAAUGAUGCACGCCGGGAGAUGCACAUGAGGAGAUUGCGGGAUGUUGACUCCUCCUUUUGCUCCAGUAAUCUGGACGAAUCACUUGACUCCAUUCCCUUCAUUGAUGAGCCAGCCAGCCCUAGUAUAGAUUGUGAUGCCAGCCAUAUUCCUGCAUCGGCUGUUAUAUCUGGUGUGCUGUCUGACAGCCCAAGCAAGCACCCCAGUCCCCUCAUGCGCCGCCAACUUUCACAUGAUCAAGAAUCUCUCAGAAAUGUUAUGCUGGGAUCACAAACUGGAACCAAAACAGAGCGCUCAAAAUCAUAUGAUGAAGGUCUGGACAAUUACAGAGAGGAAGGCCGCGGACGAUCCAGUAAACCAAGCCUGAGGGUUUUCAAGAAGGCACUGGAUGGCAAUAAGUCUGAUGACUCCAGCUCCAGGAGAGAUUCCUCCACUGAGAUCUUCAUUGAUUCCACCAAAGAAGGCUGGCUGCAUUUACGACAGCUCAACACGGAGAAGAGCAAGCGUGUGGGUGGCGGCAUGCGGCCAUGGAAACAGAUGUACGCAGUGCUGCGGGGACACUCCCUUUAUCUCUUUAAGGACAAAAAGGAGGGACUUGCUCAUGUCAACUCUCAGCUGGAGGAUGAGCCUCAGGCUAUCAGCAUCAAAGCCUGCUUGAUUGACAUCUCUUAUAGUGACACCAAGCGCAAGAAUGUUCUCCGGCUAACAACUUCAGACUGCGAGUAUCUGUUUCAGGCAGAGGGGCGGGAAGACAUGCUUUCCUGGAUCAGAGUCAUUCAAGAAAACAGCAACCUGGACGAGGAGAAUUCUGCCACUGAUUUGAUCAAUAGAAAGCUCAAAGAUUAUAUAUCCAUGAGUGCUCCCAGCAGUAAGACAGAACCAUCACCAAAGCCCUCACGACAAUCUCUUAGCAUUAGACACACGCUGCUGGGUGGCAGCAGUAAGAGUCAGAGCCCCCACUCGCCCAGAAAUGAACAAGAGAGAAAUGAGUCUAGUCCUCCAAGAGAUAAAGCUGCAUGGAGGAGAGGAAUUCCAGGACUGAAGAGAAAGCCUCAGGACAAGAGGCCCACCGCUGGUGUCACAUUUGGAGUCCGACUGGAUAAUUGCCCCCCUGCACAGACUAAUAGAUUUGUGCCUUUAAUCGUGGAGGUAUGUUGUAAGCUGGUGGAGGAAAGAGGAUUGGAAUACACUGGCAUCUAUAGAGUCCCUGGAAACAACGCUGCCAUCUCUAGCAUGCAGGAUGAACUAGACACUAAAGGCAUGACAGACAUUGAUAUCCAGGAGGAUAAAUGGCGAGAUCUCAAUGUGAUCAGCAGUCUGCUGAAGUCCUUCUUCAGGAAACUUCCAGAACCUCUGUUUACUAAUGAAAAAUAUGCCAACUUUAUUGAGGCAAAUCGAAUUGGGGAUCCAGUUGAGCGGUUAAAAGCAUUGAAGAGACUGAUCCAUGAGCUGCCAGACCAUCAUUAUGAAACGCUAAAGUUCCUCUCUGGUCACCUCAAAACUGUCUCUGAAAACUGUGACAAAAACAAGAUGGAGCCACGUAACUUGGCCAUUGUGUUUGGCCCAACACUUGUAAGAACAUCGGAGGACAACAUGACCCACAUGGUCACGCAUAUGCCUGAUCAGUACAAGAUUGUGGAGACUCUCAUUCAGCAAUAUGAUUGGUUUUUCACUGAAGAUGGAGCUGAAGAGCCAACGACCACCGUGGAGCUGGAGAGCACAGUUCAGUCACAGCCUGUGCCCAACAUCGACCAUCUGCUGACCAACAUUGGCCGCACGGCUCAGUCACCAGGAGACGUCUCAGAUUCAACCACCAGUGACUCUGCAAAAUCAAAGCAGGGUUCCUGGGGGUCUGGUAAGGACCAAUACAGUAGAGAUUUGCUGCGUUCUUCCAUCUUUGCCAGUCGCAAACGCAAAAAGCCCAAGGACAAACCUCAGCCCAGCAGCUCUGAUGAUGACCUGGAUGGUAGUUUCUCCAAGGACCUUGCUGUGCAAAAUGAUCCAAAUUGGCCCACUGAUGACCAAACCGAGGAGGCUGAGAGCGAAGUUGGACUCGAUGACCAAUUACAAAGGACUGAGGAUGGCGACCAGAGCACAGGAGAUAGCCUUGAUCUCACUUCCAACAACAAACAGACCAACUCUGAACAUUUGCCCCACCACACCUCACCCAAGAUUACAUCAUCCAAAUCUAGUUAUCACAUUCAGAUGACACGACAAAGUUCCUUGUCAGAUCAUCCUUCUAACUACGAUGAUGGAUGCAUCUCAGAUCUGGGCACACUUAACAGCACCAGCUCCCAGGCCUCGGUACCAAGGAUGAAACAUGGGAGAAUACAAGGCCACUGGAUGGAGAACUCAGGAACCGGUCCAGGAGCGGAGGUGUGCUCUAUUACAUCAGAUUACUCCACCACCUCCUCAAUGACCUUCCACACCGGGGCGGAGUCCAUCGCUCUCAGUCCAGAGGUACAGUCUGUUGCUGAAAGCCGCGGAGAUGAUGCUGAUGAUGAAAGAAGUGAGCUCAUCAGCGAGGGACGACCCAUGGAGACGGACAGUGAGAGUGACUUAUCAGUGUUCGCUGUUGGCCGAGAAAGUGGACCAUCUGAAGAUAACAACCGACCUGAAGGCAAACUGAUGCAAGAUGUGCCAAAUUCAAUCCUCUCCCAUCGAAUCAUUGCAUGCGAUACUCUGGCACGCAAGAGAGGGAGUCGACAGAAGACUGAUAGUGAGUCCUCAGCCGACGGAAGCCGCAGCGACAAGGAGUCUAGUCGACUUUCACGAGUCCUGGACACAGUUAAAGGCCGAUCCACGGGCAGUUCAAGCUCUUCCUCUCGCAGCGAGUCAGAACGAGCCGAACCUAUGUGGCGACUCAAAAUCACAGAUCGGUUAAAGUGCAGACUCCGGACAUCAGCGGACGACAUGUUUGGGGUGGGUUCUCAGCGCACCAGAUCCCCCGAGACUCGUAGUAAACGGAAGAGCAAUAUCCGCCGCAGACACACCAUGGGUGGUCAGCGUGACUUCGCCGAGUUGUCUGUAAUUGGAGACUGGCAGAGGGUGGAGGGCACUGAACUCUCAGCUAUGGAUCGUUUAAAGCCUAAGUGCAGUUCACAAGACUUUUCCAUCAGAGACUGGAUAGCUCGAGAGCGUCACCGUGCUAGCAACCCUGAAGUUAGUCUAGACAUGCUGGACCUGCACCCUUCCAGAUCACGGGACCCGUUAUACGCCGGGCCAUCACACUCCUACCAGAGUGAGCUGCUCAAUGGUGAUGUAGCAGCCGCUCAGAGCAAGAGUCUAAACCUAGGCUCUGAUGCCCACCCUCACAAACUCUCUGGUGCUCAAGUGGUCCGUUCCCGUUUCUAUCAGUGCCUGUGAAAGUUUGUGUGAGAGUGUAAAACUCACACAUAUGUAUAUAUAUGAGUGCACUGGUUAUGAAUGUCUGAGUAUUGGCAUGUUUUUAAGGUACUUGAUGCUUAUUAGCCAUGUUGGCGUCAAUAGUGGGAUGAAUCGAACACUAUGAGCGACAGUGUAUGUUAUGCGCAAGAUAAGGAAAAUGUGUCUAACAUUAUUGUUGAGCAAUCGCUGCUGGUCAUAUGGAGGUACAGGCAACAUUCUGUAAUAUUUCCUUCUGUGAAUGAAAUGACGUACUAGCCCAAUGUUGUGAAGUGAAUAGAGGAUCCUCACUGAACUGAAGGAUUGCUGGAGAACUGGAAGUCCCAAUGAAUAUAGUUUAUAGAUUUCACUAUAGAGUCGAGAUGCUUAAAAAGGUUACAUACUGACACCGUUUUAGUCCAAAUGGCUUGGAAGAUAAUGGCAAGUAACCAUGAAAUUGGGUGAGCAGGUAGGUCAAUAGUCCGGAUUUGCAGGAUGUUGAAAAGACUAGAUUGUCUUAAGCUUUGGUAAAAGAUGCAUUUUAUUGAAAGUGUAAAGAGGUCCCAAUGUUGUGAUAGAUCUUUAAGUAACCAAAACAAGAAUGUACGUGCUUGUUGUAAUACUAAACAAACUGCCAUUUUCGGUUAUGAAGUGUACAUAGUUCUCAGUGCUUUUGUUUAUUCGGCCUGUGUUUGGACUGCUUUGCGUGCCGUGCUAUGGAUUAAUUGUCUGUUUCGUUUUCCUUUUAAAUGCGGUGCAUGGCAGACGCUCGGCACGGUAAACGGUAAUAUUUUUUUAUAACAAAGACAAAAAGGAGUUCAAAACUACCCUCUGAUGCAAUUUGCAGGGUAUAUGUUGUUUGUUAUACUUUGACUACUGAGACAGUUGUCUCUGGCGUAAAGCUGGAUCAAAAAUGACGGGAAAAGAAUGGAUUGUUUAAUAUCAAAUCAGGUGUCUUUGGAAUAUGAAAGAUCCUCAUUAAUUAUCGGUCUAGGGUUGUUGAAGGUGCCACAUCUCACCCUGAUAAAUUAGGUGUACAGAAAUGUUUGAAAGAUGAUUUUUUUAAUCUCACCUUAGCCAGAUUUCAUUGAUGAUUUCAUUCAUUCCUUACAGCAUUCCUUGGGUCUUAACACUAUUUUAUUGCAUUGUUUUAAGUUUUCCAUUUGGUAUUUUAACCAGACUUGAAUUUUAAAUAUUCCUGUAAAGUAACUUAAAUGUAAAUAUCUUAUAACAUGUUUUAGCUGCUCGUCUACCUGCAGUUGUCAUCAUUGCAUAAAUUCUAUUUUGUGAGUAUUGUACAAUACAGAGGUGAGGUUAAGAGACCUGGGGAGGGGACAUGCUACUCAUCUCUGGGGGUCUUUAGAUUUUCCCUGUGUGUAAACAAUGCUUCCCUAACCGGUUGUAUCAUGCUGGGUUUGUUCAAACAUUGGACGCAAAUUGUAGAACACUGGAAAAUAAACCCUUUUUGUCUGAUAAA